AUGAAAUUCUACGCGUUUCUCAUUCUGUUCUCUGGCUUGUCUUCUGUUUUUGGUAAAGAUGAUUUAGAUCAGGAAAAUGUUUUACAGUUUGUGUUGAAGGAAUUACAGUCUCUGCGUUCUCGUGUUUUUGAGCUAGAAAACAUUAUCGGAAAUCAGAAUGAAAUUAUCGUUGACCAAAAUAUACGAAUAAACCAGCUGGAGGAACUAACCUUGACUAAACACCCUGGUGGCAAAGCUGUUGAAAAAACGAAGUCGAUUGCUGAUACCGCAAAACCUAUGAAGGACAUCAGUCCAGUGCAAUCUAAUAAUACACGCGUUGGAUUAAAUAGAACCACUUCUGCAGGGCAUGAGAAAGAAAACAAAAUGAGCAGGAAGGAUUCAACCGGAAUCAGGGCAGUACAACCCAUUGCUUUUUAUGCUUACAUAAACACCCCUUUAAAUAACCCUGGCGGCCAUCAUACCCUGAUUUUUGACACAGUCAAAACGAAUCAAGGCGCCGGUUACCAUCCUCAUGUCGGAAUGUUCAUUGUCCCUAGGACUGGAACCUAUUUCUUUACAUGGACACUGUCCCUCUGGACUUCCUCUAAUCAUGGUGCAGAACUGGUUGUGAACACUGUGGCAUACGGCUCGAUAUACGUCGAUACUACGGACAAGCGAGACAGUAAUACCGGAAACGUUAUUUUGAAUGUUAACGAAGGGGAUGAAAUUACAAUUAUGGACAAAUCAUCAGUGAUGACUACAGUAAAACGGAUUUUUCGGGUUUUCUGA
Molecule: messenger RNA, 768 nt
Organism: Saccostrea cuccullata (small rock oyster)
Lineage: Eukaryota; Metazoa; Mollusca; Bivalvia; Ostreida; Ostreidae
Exons: 2
Coding region: 1-768 (255 amino acids)
Molecular function (GO): protein binding
Source: RefSeq, a predicted model, not a curated record